GGGGUAGCCCUGAGGGGGAACGGGAACCGCAGAGAUGGCGAGGGCGGCGGCGGGCGGGCCCGCGAGGAGGAGGCGGGCGGAAGAGGCGGCGGGCGAUGGCCGGGGCGCUGCUGCGCGGCGGGGUGCGCCGCUUCCCCUGGCUCUGCAACGUGCUGCUCUACGGCGGGCUCUUCGCGGCGGGCGACGCGGCCCAGCAGCUGUGGCGGCGGCGGCGGCGGGGGCAGCCGCCCGACUGGGCGCAGACGCGGCGCGUAGCGCUGGUGGCCCUCGCCUUCCACGGCAACUUCAGCUACGUCUGGCUGCGGGCGCUGGAGCGGGCGCUGCCCGGCCGCCGCCCGCCUGCCGUCCUCGGCAAGGUGCUCUGCGACCAGCUGCUCGGCGCCCCCGUCGCCGUCCUCGCCUUCUACACGGGUAUGAGCAUCCUUCAGAGGAAAGAAGACAUCUUUUCAGACUGUAAAAAGAAAUUUUGGAACACAUAUAAGACGGGACUGAUGUACUGGCCUUUUGUGCAGCUGUCAAACUUCAUUUUGGUCCCUGUUUACCUGCGAACAGCUUACACUGGGCUCUGUGGCUUUGUCUGGGCUACCUUCAUUUGCUUUUCCCAACAGAGUGGAGAUGGCACAGCAAAGUCAGCAUUUAUAUGGCUCCAAAGAGAGAAGGUCAAUGCAGAUGAAGAAUCAUCAGAGAAAUAAGAACUUUAGUUCUGAACACAUUCUAAAUUGUUAAAUUGAGUUUAUGAAAGUCAGUAAACCACACUGCAGCCUCAUUGCUGUGUUUAAAAUAAACAGUCAUCUCAACAUUUGUUGGUUAGUAUAAGCAGUGGAACAGUUUGUCUUUGUGCCUGUUUAUUUUUCGUAAAAGAGGCCAAUUGUAUAUUGGCAUUUAAUUAUUUUCAUGCUGCCAGCCCAUCUCUUCAGGGAACAACUGACUUACAGGGCAACGUAAGCAUUUGCUCGUCAUGUCAGACUGCCUCACUGGGGAGAAAUAUUAGCUGUAAUUUAAUUUUCAAGCAACUUGUAAUUGCUAGAAAAAGGGGAAUAGAACGUUAAAUCAUCAGUUGUUGGACUUGACAGUUGUUAUCAGUGCAAGAUUGCUUUUGCAGAACAAAAUUUAAUGGUUUUCUUAUCUAAAAAGUGGCAUUGAAUCUGUUUUAUCCAGAGAAAACAAAAGUGCUGUGUUUUGUAGGGACCACUUUUCUAUAGGGGGAAACUUGCUUUAUUCUACAUUAAAAUCUAUAUAACAAAUGAAUUAUUUCAUAGAACGUACAAACCUGAAAUAUAUUUGUAGAUCUUUUGUCUUAACUUGGAGAAUAAAGAUAAGUAACUUUGGUCAGAGUUCUUUGGGGUGGAUGCUGCGUAUUGACACCUGGGGGAAGCAUCAGUCAUAAGCAGCUCCUGCACGAUGGAACCUAACUAAACACUGCAGUGAGCUUUUGUUCUAUCUGUCAACGACUUCUUCCUUUGCCCCUCAAGGGUCCAAGUAUUGAAGAGUACAUGGGAGUCUUGACACCUGGACUCUUUUCUACUGUUUCAUUAUGUUGAAGAUAUAAUUAUGAUUUUGAAGAUAAAGAGCAUGGGAAGGAAGGUAAUGUAAAUAAUGCCAGAAUCCAUCUCAAAACAAUCCAGCUAUAUAUAAGGAACAUCCAUUUCUUCUUCAAAUGGCUUUUAAACAUUCCUAUUCAUAAAAGACACUGGGUAACUACACAUAGGAGGCUAGGAGAAGGUGAAAAUUAAUUAUAGACCUGCUUUAUCAACUGAGGAUCAGGUCUGGAUGCAGGUGUGCUCAUUGGUAUUUUUUAAAGGUGCAUAUGUAUCUCAGAACAGGAACUGUGCAAAUUUCUGUGAUUGCAGUAAGUUGAAAUCAGACCAGUGAAGGAGCCCUUGGUUUCUUAGAAUGGCAUUUUAUGCCUUGAAGUUACUAAAUUGCAAGCUUGAAACAAUAUCUGAUGUAACCCAUCUUGAUGAUGAUUGUAAAGAGAAGACUCAACCCUCUGUUACAAUAAUAAUAAACCACUUUGAGGAAUGUCUAAAUUCCUCAGUCUUGUCUAAAUAGUAAACCAAAGCCUGUUUAGGCUAUAAGCAUACAUUCCUUUGGCCAGCAGUUGUACUACUUAAUAUAUUGUUUACAGUUAUUUGCCACUGUAGGAGCCCAAUGCUGCUUAUCUCAGACAGGGAAAGGGAUCAUGCAAGCACUGCCCACAGGUAAAAUCAACUUGUUUAGCAUAUCCCAGUGGUCAAGAGUGAUGCAAGGUACCUGUAUGGCUUUGACUACAGCAGGUGGGAGGAGGGUAGAUGGUGGGGAGGUGCUUCUACAGUCUGUUUUGCUGGCAGACAGGUGGAGGAGGUAGCUUCCCUUUCAGGAUAGACAAGUCGCUGCAAUUCCAUCUUCAGCUGCACAGACAGACCUAGAAGACGACACCUCCCUAUGAUCUUAAGGUGGAAUUAAUUUUAAUUUACUUUUGAUGUCUGCGGUAUGGACAUCUGCAACUUGUCUAAUCAGUUUAAGCUCUGUUUACAGUUAGUGCAGGAAAACAGGCAGUUUUAGACAUCUGUUUUAGGGUAUGGUGAAUUGUGCACUGUGUCUAUUUCUAUCUAUAACAGAGAGUCUCAGAUGACUGGCUGCUAUGUAGAUAGCUUCAUUGUAGAUGCUCAUAUUUGGUGAGUUGAAUUCCCCUGCUUGGUGUCUAUCUUACACAUCCCUAUGGGAGCAAUUUAGUGGGUGUUGCUGCGUGAAUCCCACAGUGUGAAUUGGGCAGUCCUGAUGCUGGACAUCCCAGUAGGAGUAGAAAUCCACAGAGGAACUAACUGCAUUUUAUCUGUCUAUUUAAAAAAUGAAAGAUGACUGAAUAGAUGUUUCAGACAGCAAUAGCUGUUAAAUUGUUAUUCUGUGUAUAAUGUCCUCAGGAUAAAGAAGCAAUUUCAGUAGUGUUUUUUCUGUUGAUAUUUUUAGGAUCAGAAUAGCGUUUUGAAGUCUGUUCUAUUCAGUGAGCCUUAAAAGUUUCAGAUAAGGUGUGCUAAUUAAGUAUUUGAAUUUUUUUUACAGAUGCUAUUUAUUUUUAUUUCUGCUUGUGCCUUAAGUGUUUAAUGAUUAAUAGAAUUCUCUUGGAGAAGGGAACUGGAAAAUAAUGACAUUACAAGGAGAGUGAAAUAGUGUUGGUUUGCUGUAAAUAGUAUGUGAUGUUCUGCUGCAACUCUGUGCAAAAAAUAUUUCUGCAUGGGUAUAGUUGGUAAAACUUAAUCCCCAGGUGAAUCAAGAAUUUAAAACUAUUCUCAUGAUCUGUAUCAUGCUGAUGCUUUUCUUCACUAGGAGUAUUUAAUGAAUGGAAGAUCCAUCUUUUAUUUUAAAUGGCUUAAAAGCCUACACAAGCUGUGCUUUAUUGCUGUAUGCUUUGUGCUGCUAGCUUUUUACUUGGGAAUUUGAGCUAAAUCCUGCUUUGUCUUCAAGUUUCUCUGACUGUGGGCUUCAGGGUUUCUCUCCGUAUUUCUAUUACUGGAAGUACAAUUCUUUCAUGUAAUGGAAGCCUGUAGCUGUUAUAUUUCAGUAAACUUUAGAUUCUGCAUAAUCCUUUCACUUCCUCUGUUUCUCAUGUUAAUGUUCUUGACAGUUAAGUAGCCCAAGUCCCUUUCCACAUAAAAAAAUCAUGUUUGGUUUUUUUUUUUUGUCUAAUUAUGAGCACUGAUUGGUCAUUGAACAUUUCAGACCCACAUAAUACAAAACAAUGAAGCUGUGUUGGGACAAAUUCUCAGUGUGCAUAAAUUAAUGCACCAUCUAAAGAUUUUCUGCCUCUGUCAAUUUAGUCUGAGGACCUAACACCUUAGUUGUUAAAGACUUUAUUAUUUCUUGACAAUUUUUUGGCUUAGAAGAUUAAUUUCACAGAAUAACAGAAUGGUUGAGGUUGGAAAGGACCUCUGGAUGUCCAGCCCAGGUCAUCCAACCCUGUUUGACACAUAUAAACUUUUGUUUGCUUCUUCUACUAAUUCAGUAAUUUCUUAAAAAAAAAAAAAAAAAGAAAAAAAGAUAGGCAAGACUUGUCCUAAUGUCUCUCCACCCUUUCAAAAACAUUCGUAAGGGCUUUAUGACUAUUUCAAGGAAUUGCACUGAUCUUGUAUUGCCAGCUGAACAUGCAGAUUGCCAUAACCAGAAAGAUGAACAGAAUUACACAUCAUGUAGGUGCUCAGGAAGGAGGGAACACGCUGUCAAUAACUAGGAAUGCAUUCAGGUGACAUUUUCAUGUCAUGGGUUCUCUGUAAGAGUAAAUGGGAUGAGAAGACAUUUAUAUCAGGUGCAGUUCCAGCUUAUUAUUCUGGAUAGCUGUGGAGAUGUAGAGUCUAAAUUUGAUAAAAUGAGAAUUUCAAAAUGUAUUUUUCUACUGCAAAUGUUUUAUGCAAAUGAACCUCCUGUGCUUACUAGUAUGCAAAAUACAUCCUUCUAGGCUUGGAAAAUUUACCAGAAGGCCUCUGUCUUUUUCACACCAGAAACAACCAUCCAGUAACACAGCAUAAAAUAACCAGUUUCAUACUGCAGUGAAGGUGAAACUGCCUGUAGUUUGUUACCAUGUCUGAUACCUUAAGUUCUCUGUAUAGCACAACCUUUGAAAUCUAUGCAGCCUCAGCCUUCGGAUUCUCUGCUGUAAGUGCCAAUGCUUUCUGCUCGUGCUGCUGCCUCUACUGCUAGUGCCAAUCCAGUGAGAUGUGCAAGAAAUACUUGAAUUUUACUAAAAUAAUUAAUUUCAGGUUGACUGAAAAAUGUCUGUGUUUUGCAAAGGCUUAAUAAACAUUAAAUGAUGUUCUUUG
Harpia harpyja (harpy eagle) is the source of this 4793-nucleotide messenger RNA. It is a transcript of the gene MPV17L, whose product is annotated as MPV17 mitochondrial inner membrane protein like. The record is from RefSeq and is a predicted model, not a curated record. The transcript has 4 exons. The coding region runs from base 96 to 692 and encodes 198 amino acids. Lineage: Eukaryota; Metazoa; Chordata; Aves; Accipitriformes; Accipitridae. Gene Ontology annotation, cellular component: membrane; cytoplasm.